AUGCCUGUGCUAUACCAUCUGACUUUACAAAAGCCAACGGCUAUCACAAAAAUUGCAUACGGGAAUUUCUCUGCCCCUAGAGUACACGAAAUUGUGGUAUCAAAAGGACAAGUGUUGGAACUUCUAAGAGCAGAUAAGCAAGGGAAAUUAAAUUUAAUAGUAUCUAAGGAUGUAUUUGGAAUAAUCCGUUGCUUGCAGACGUUUCGACUUACAGGGAGUAAUAAAGAUUACAUAGUGAUAGGUAGCGAUUCAGGAAGAUUAGUAAUUUUAGAAUUUAGUCAAGAGAAAAAUGAUUUCUUAAGAGUGCACUGUGAAACAUAUGGAAAGAGUGGCAUUCGUAGAAUUAUUCCAGGUGAAUAUAUUGCAGUAGAUCCCAAAGGUAGAGCACUAAUGAUAUGUGCAAUAGAGAGACAAAAAUUUGUAUACAUCCUGAAUAGAGAUAAUAAAGAAAAUUUAACAAUUAGUAGUCCUUUAGAUGCACAUAAGUCUCAUUCGAUUUGUCACGACGUGGUAGGUUUAGAUGUCGGUUUUGAGAAUCCUAUAUUUGCUUCAAUUGAACAGAAUUAUGAAAAUUUUGAUAAACAUAUUACCAAUACUAAUGAAUUAGAUGAAUGUGUAAAGAAAACACUCUUAUGCUUUUGGGAAAUGGAUUUAGGAUUAAAUCAUGUAAUACGUAAACAUACACUACCUAUCGAUACAAGUGCACAUCUAUUGAUUCCAAUUCCUGGGGGUCAGAAUGGACCAAGUGGAGUUAUUGUAUGUUGUGAUAAUUAUUUAGUGUAUAAAAAAGUAGAUCAUGUAGAUGUAUAUUGUGCAUAUCCAAGGAGAUUGGAAAUAGGGCAAGAGAAGAAUGUAUCUAUAGUAUGUAGUGCAAUACAUAGAAUAAGAAAAUUUUUUUUCAUUCUUAUACAAUCCGAAUUUGGAGAUUUAUAUAAAAUUGAAAUGGAACAUGAAGAUGGAAUUGUAAAAGAAAUUACGUGCAAAUAUUUUGAUACAGUUCCUGUAGCUAAUGCCAUAUGUGUACUAAAAUCAGGUACUUUUUUCGUAGCUGCAGAAUUUGGGAAUCAUUUUUUUUAUCAAUUUUCAGGAAUAGGUGAUGAAGAUAAUGAAGCUAUGUGUACAUCUAAACAUCCAUCUGGAAAAAAUGCAAUAAUUGCAUUUAAAACAAAGAAAUUAACCAAUUUGUUUAUGAUAGAUCAAGUAUAUUCUCUUUCACCCAUUCUCGAUAUGAAAAUAAUAGAUGCAAAAAAUUCAAGUACACCACAAAUUUAUGCUCUCUGUGGAAGAGGGCCAAGGUCAUCUCUUAGACUCUUACAACACGGAUUGAGUAUAGAAGAAUUGGCAGAUAAUGAAUUACCAGGAAAGCCACAAUUCAUUUGGACUAUCAAAAAAGAUAAUGCAAGUGAGUAUGAUGGAUAUAUAAUUGUAAGUUUUGAAGGAAGUACUUUAAUUCUAGAAAUAGGUGAAACGGUUGAAGAAGUGGUAGAUAGUCUACUACUAACAAAUGUGACGACCUUACAUGUUAAUAUCUUGUAUGAUAAUUCAUUCAUUCAGGUUUAUGACACAGGGAUAAGACACAUGAAUGGAAAAGUAGUGCACGAAUGGAUACCACCUAAGAAUAAACAAAUCAAAGCAGCAGCAUCAAAUAGUUCACAAAUUGUUGUCUCGCUAAGUGGUGGAGAGUUAAUCUAUUUCGAAAUUGAUGAAUCACACACACUUGUAGAAAUAUUUAGAAAAAAUUUGAACGUAGAAAUUCUAUGUCUUUCCAUGCAACAAAUUCAGGAAAAUAAACUCAGGGCAAAUUUUUUAGCUGUCGGAUGUUUAGAUAAUGUUGUUAGAUUAUUAUCAAUUGAAAAGGAAAAAUAUUUUAAUCAAUUAUCUACAUUUAUACUUCCUAACAAUUCAUCAGCACAAGAUAUAUGCAUCUCAGAAAUGAGUGAAUUAGGAAAUGAUAAAGACAGAAAUGUCUUAUUUCUAAAUAUUGGAUUGAACAAUGGUAUUCUUCUAAGAAGUGUAAUAGAUCCAAUAACUGGUACAUUAACGAAUCAUUAUUCAAAAUAUUUAGGUGCGAAAAGUGUAAAAAUAUGUCUCGUGCAUGUUAAUAAAAAUUCAGCACUUUUGGUACUUUGUGAAAAAACUUUUUUAUGCUACGUGCAUCAAGGAAAAUAUAUUUAUUCCCCAUUAAAUUAUGAUAUGCUCGAACAUGCAUCUUCUUUCCAUUCGGAGCAAUGUUCAGAUGGAUAUGUAGCUAUAUCUGGAAAUGGAUUACGUAUUUUUAGAUUCUAUCGAUUGGGGGAAGUAUUCAGCCAAAACAUUCUGCAUCUAACUUUUACUCCUAGAAAAAUUGUACCUUUACCAUUUCCUUCUCUCUUCUAUGACCAUGAUACUUCUAUCGAAAUUGAGACACAGAAGAACAUUCGUAUGCUUGCAAUUAUUGAAGCUGAUCAUAAUACUUAUGAUGAAAAUACGUUGACUGAAAUUCAAAAGGCAUUGAAAGGAAUUAAGUUAGAUGCUGAUGAGACAAGAAGUGCAACAGAAUCAAACAAAGGUACUACUGGUUCAACAAAGGGGAAGAUUGAACGUACCCAAACACUUACGAAUGACAUACCGGAUCGAAUUUCCAAUGGAAUUAACACUCAUGCAUAUGCAGAUAAGGAAGAAGAGGGCUGUUCUACAAAAAAUCAUUAUCUUGAUGGAGAAAAUCCUGGGAAUAAAAAUAAAAGUGAUAUUGGCAUGAAUCCUCAUCUAGAGAAAGGAAUCCAUAUGGAAAACCAACUUAAUAACGAAAAUGGAGAAGUAAAACAAGCACAAGAAGAGGAAGAGGAAGGAGAAGAAGAAGAAGAAGAGGAAGAAGAAGAACUACUCUAUGAUCGAAUUGGAACUUUCAAAGCAGGGUCAGGUAAGUGGGGAUCUUGUAUAAAAAUAAUCCAUCCAACAAAUUUACAAAUCAUAGAUAAAAUUUCCCUCGAAAUGGAAGAAGCAGCAUUGAGUGUAUGUGCAUGUGAAUUGGAAGCUUUGCACUGUUUAAUAGUGGGAACCACAACAAGCUUAUCACUGAAAAGUAGAAAUGCUUCAGCAGCUGCAUUACGUGUAUACACAUACGACAUUAGAUACAAACUCAACCUAUUACAUAUAACACCAAUAGAAGAUCAACCUUUCUGUUUCUGUCCUUUCAACGGAAGACUUUUAGCUUCUGUUGGAAAUAAAUUAAGAAUAUAUGCAUUAGGAAAAAAAAAAUUAUUAAAAAAAUGUGAAUAUAAAGAUAUCCCGGAAGCUAUCAUUUCAAUUAAAGUUUCUGGAGAUCGUAUCUUUGCUUCUGACAUUCGAGAAUCAGUUUUAAUAUUUUUUUAUGAUUCCAAUAUGAACACCUUAAGAUUAAUAUCGGAUGAUAUUAUUCCAAGAUGGAUAACUUGUUCAGAAAUUCUUGAUCACCACACUAUUAUGGCUGCUGAUAAAUUUGAUUCUGUUUUCAUCCUAAGGGUACCUGAGGAAGCCAAACAGGAGGAGUAUGGUAUAUCGAACAAGUGUUGGUAUGGAGGCGAAAUUAUGGCCGGUUCUAACAAAAAUAGAAGGCUCGAACACAUCAUGAGUUUCCAUGUCGGAGAAUUGGUAACUUCUUUACAAAAGGUUAAAUUAUCGUCCACUAGUAGUGAGUGUAUAAUAUACUCCACCAUCAUGGGAACUAUAGGAGCCUUUAUUCCAUAUGACAAUAAGGAAGAGUUGGAGUUAACUCAACACUUGGAAAUAAUUUUAAGGACUGAAAGCCCCCCCUUGUGUGGACGUGAACAUAUAUUUUUUCGUUCCUACUACCAUCCCGUUCAGCAUGUUAUUGACGGAGACUUGUGCGAACAAUUUUCAAGUCUACCAUACGAUGUUCAGAGAAAAGUUGCAUCUGAUUUAGAAAGAACCCCUGAUGACAUCUUAAGGAAAUUAGAAGAUAUUCGCAAUAAAAUUCUUUAA
Molecule: messenger RNA, 3960 nt
Organism: Plasmodium gonderi
Lineage: Eukaryota; Apicomplexa; Aconoidasida; Haemosporida; Plasmodiidae
Product: splicing factor 3B subunit 3
Exons: 5
Coding region: 1-3960 (1319 amino acids)
Biological process (GO): mRNA splicing, via spliceosome
Cellular component (GO): U2 snRNP; nucleus
Molecular function (GO): protein binding; U2 snRNA binding
Source: RefSeq, a predicted model, not a curated record